This is a messenger RNA of Sinocyclocheilus grahami, 1583 nucleotides long. RefSeq names its product WW domain-containing adapter protein with coiled-coil-like. The transcript has 5 exons. Gene Ontology annotation, cellular component: nucleus. The record is from RefSeq and is a predicted model, not a curated record. Gene Ontology annotation, biological process: positive regulation of TORC1 signaling; regulation of autophagy. Gene Ontology annotation, molecular function: RNA polymerase II complex binding; chromatin binding. Bases 60 to 644 code for a protein of 194 amino acids. Lineage: Eukaryota; Metazoa; Chordata; Actinopteri; Cypriniformes; Cyprinidae.
AUAUAUCAUUUCUAUAACUCUGUUUCUAAUGAACAGCUCAACAGUCCGGUCAGUCACCCAUGUCAUUAGCAUCAGAUGCCUCUUCACCGAGGUCAUACGUGUCCCCUAGGGUCAGCACACCUCAGACCAACGCUGUCUCUAAACCCCUCCUCAGCUCUGCAUCUCUCUCUUCACAACCAAAGGUCAGUGCAUCAAUUCAGAGACCAGGAUCAUCUUCCCAGCAGUCCGUCAACUCUGACAAACCUCUGGAAUUUAUUGAUCCCCGUCUUCACAGGCAAAUUCAAGAGGGCUUGUCGGGCUCUAAUUGCAGUACGGGCAUCCGCGUUAUCGCCUCAAGCAGCACCUCUCGAACCCAAAGCACUUUCACUCCUUCUCUAGCAUUGCACUUUGAUGAAAAUCUCAUCAAGCAUGUUCAAGGCUGGCCUGCAGAACAUGUGGAGAAGCAGGUGUCACGGUUACGUGAGGAUAUCCACAAUAUGGGAACCCUCUACAUGUCAGAGAUCUGCACCGAACUUAAGAACCUUCGUUCUUUAGUGCGAGUAUGUGAAAUCCAGGCCACAUUGAGAGAGCAAAGGAUUCUGUUUCUGAGACAGCAGAUCAAAGAACUUGACAAACUGAAAAACCAGAAUUCCUUCAUGGUUUGAGAGGUGACUGUGGAGUUCAUGGCAGUCUCUCUCCAAACAUGUCCAGCCCCUGGUUGUUUGGACCGCUGCUCUCAGUCCAAGCUCUCAGAUUCGCAGUCAAACUGUAGGCUGCAAUGCCUGAAAUGGGACAGAGAGAAAGGAAGCUUAUAAAAUGCUUAUCAAGGCAACACGAGGCCCUGAGAUGAUAGAUUAUUUUCACUGUCCUUUGACAUACAUUGCUUCUCUAUUUUCAAAUCCACAGGUGAUUAUAGACCUAUUCAGAGAGCGCUCUCCAACUCAGACUAACCUUUGAGGAAUCAUGCAGUCGAUCUGGUGAUUCAUGUGCUGGUUUUUCAGGGUUAUACCCGUGUUAACAGAUCAUAAACUUUACUGUCACACUGGAGACCUAAUAUCCCCUUGUCCUCCAGUGACUGACGGUGAUCAUGAAUGAUGUCAGAAGGGCUACAUGUGCACAAGGACGCUUCCAGCUGCGCAGGCAUCUAUCAAAGUGACCAACUAAAAUAAACCCAAUAUGCUUAGUGCUCAUUCUCAAAAGUUAGGUAUGACUGGCUGAUUCUCUGCCCCUCAGAAGGAUUACAUAGGAUGCAUAAGUGAUCUUCUUUAAUUCACAGCAGAAAAAUAAAUGAAUGGUAAAGAUUUCUGAAUAGGUAACGUGGCACUUAAAAGCUUUUGCCGAAGUGGUAGACGCACAUUUUCUGAGUUUCUGGCCCUGACGGGGUUGUCACUAUCUGCCUUCAAUGUUUUUUGAUCUUUGCAGUGCUGUUACACAUCUAACAGAUUAUUUUUCAUGCUGCACCCCAGAACUGUUUGACUUUUUUUGUAUUAAUAUUCUUUUGAUUUGUUUGUAUUUGCUCAGUUGUUCUUUACUCAAAGAGUUGUUAAAGGAACACUCCACUAUUUUUGAAAAUAGGCUCAUUUUCCAACUCACUUAGAGUUAAA